UGCAAAGAAAACCAAAGCCCGCUUCUUUAGAAAGACCCUAUUCCCACGCUUUGUUUUCUUUCAAUCUUUUGCAUACGAGUGAACGAGAGAGAAAUUGAGAGAAAACUGAAAAAGAAACAACAAUCAAAAGCGUCACAACUUGAAACAACAACUACUUCCCAUUGUUUGGUUUGCUUGAUUCCAAUUUUGACAGUUUUUCUCCAUUUCCUUGCUGAUCAAUAACAAUUCACAAACAGUGGUUUCCGUUCCAAUCUUUUUGGAUUGGUUUUUCACUCUGGGUUUGUUUUGUUUUCUACAUUGGUUGAUUCCUUUGUCUUGCGGUUUGAAAGAAAGUAGAUAGAGAUAUUAUGGUUGUGGAUUCAUGGCUUGUGUAAGUGAUUUGAAUCUUUUUUCUACAUUGGAAUUCAAUAUAGAGGUUAUAUAGAUUCUUGGGAAUUGGAUACGUAUUCUUUUUGUUAUAGUGGAUUCAAUUUCUUGGAUUAUUAUAUACAUCACCAUGGCUGAGAAGCAAGGAUCUUCUAUCACCAGGAAAUCUUUCUUUUGCUUGUUUUUGACAACUACAAUGUUGUUUGUAUUAUCCUGGUUGUUUGUGUUACGUUCAACAGGCCAUUCUGGCUUCUUUGAUCGUAAAUUGCUGCCAACUGAAAAGCUUCGUACCGUUAUAAACAAUGGCAAUUCUGAAUCUUCUAGUCAGAGUAAUGUUGAAUCUUCAAAUGGAUCAAGUCGAGCAAUUCUUGCAAAUAAUGAAGAAGGAGAAGGAGAAGAACCUCCAAAGAGAGAAGAAGGAUUCCAAGAUAAGGAUGGUGCUAUGAAUUGUAAUGGGAAUGUUAAAGAACCACUCAAGAUUUUCAUGUAUGAUUUAGACCCUGACUUUCAUUUUGGACUCUUGGAUUGGAAGCCCGAAGGCGGUAGUGUUUGGCCUGAUAUUAGAACUAGUAUACCAUCCUAUCCUGGUGGAUUGAAUUUGCAGCAUAGUAUAGAAUAUUGGCUGACAUUGGACCUGCUGGCAUCAGAAAUUUCUGACAAUCCCAAUAACCGUGUUGCAAUCAGAGUGCAAAAUUCUAGCGAAGCUGAUCUCAUAUUUAUACCUUUCUUUUCUUCGUUGAGCUAUAAUCGAUUUUCCAAGGUGAACCCCCAUCAGAAGAGGAGCAAGAACAAGGUGUUGCAAGCCAAGUUGGUGAAGUUUGUGACAGCUCAAAAGGAAUGGAAGAUGUCAGGGGGACGAGACCAUGUUAUCAUGGCUCACCAUCCAAACAGCAUGUUAAAUGCUAGGAUGCAACUGUGGCCUGCAAUUUUCAUACUCGCAGAUUUUGGUAGGUAUCCACUGAAUAUAGCAAAUGUUAACAAAGAUGUGAUUGCACCUUACAAACAUGUAAUCAAAAGCUAUGUCAAUGAUACAUCUGAUUUUGAUAGCCGGAAAACUUUACUGUUCUUCCAAGGAGCCAUAUACAGGAAAGAUGGUGGAUUUGCUCGACAAGAGUUAUAUUAUCUUCUAAGGGAUGAAAAAGAUGUACAUUUCUCGUUUGGAAGUGUUAAAAAGGAUGGGGUGAACAAAGCUAGCCAGGGAAUGCACUCAUCCAAAUUUUGCCUAAACAUAGCAGGUGACACUCCAUCAUCAAACCGCCUUUUUGAUGCCAUUGCCAGCCAUUGUGUCCCUGUCAUUAUCAGUGAUGAGAUUGAGCUCCCGUAUGAAGAUGUUCUCAACUACUCCGAAUUCUGCUUAUUCGUUCGUACAUCUGAUGCUCUCAAAGAAAAAUUCCUUAUAAACCUCAUCAGGAGCAUUAAGAAGGAAGAAUGGACUCGAAUGUGGGAGAAGUUGAAAGAAGUUGAGCCUUUAUUUGAGUUUCAAUAUCCAUCAAAGGAAGGUGAUGCUGUUCAAAUGAUAUGGCAGUCAUUGGCACACAAGGUACCUGCUAUUAAGAUGAAGGUAAACAAAUCUAGGAGAUACUUUCAUUCUGUUCCUCGCAGAGAGAGAGGGUUAAGAACUAUUCCUGCACCACAUAACUUCUGGUGAGAAUUGGAACACAAAUUCUCAUCCUUUUUAUGGAUUUGAACCAUUUUAGAGAUCUUGAUAUCAAAGGCAUUAGGAUUUUGAGACCGAAACAGAUUUUUUUUUUUUUAAAGAACAAAAAGCCCAUAGGUCUAGGCACUUAACCUUUCAAUUGUGAAGAAUCCAGAAGUUAGUUCAGUUGGCACAUUCUGUCAUCGUGGCAUAAAACAAAUCCGAAGUUCAAAUCUCAGCACCUGUAUCUCAUUCCCUUGUUGUUAAGACUUUGGUCUCCCUUAUACACCCCCCAAAAAAGGGUAUAUGACUUCCAUGGAACUAAAGUCUGAAUCAGUUGAAGUAUUGAAAAUUGGUUCAAAUCUUUGUAUUUGUGUACACGUUUUUACGCAACUUAUUUGUCCUGAAAGAGUGGUACAUAGUGGUUUGUUUUUCACAAAGGUUUUGCUCAGUUAUGUGGAAGUUCUAUGCCUGGAUUGAAGAGGUCUGCUGCUAUGACCUGUCUAUUCUAUAAUGUAAAAUUAUGUUCUUUUCUGCAGUUGAACAUCAGAUACCAGCACAUUCUCCAGUUUUAUAAUUUUGUAAUCCAA
This is a messenger RNA of Durio zibethinus, 2592 nucleotides long. Its product is annotated as putative arabinosyltransferase ARAD1. The record is from RefSeq and is a predicted model, not a curated record. Gene Ontology annotation, molecular function: glycosyltransferase activity. Lineage: Eukaryota; Viridiplantae; Streptophyta; Magnoliopsida; Malvales; Malvaceae.